This is a messenger RNA of Oncorhynchus kisutch (coho salmon), 1814 nucleotides long. It is a transcript of the gene polr1c, whose product is annotated as RNA polymerase I and III subunit C. Lineage: Eukaryota; Metazoa; Chordata; Actinopteri; Salmoniformes; Salmonidae. Bases 270 to 1313 code for a protein of 347 amino acids. Gene Ontology annotation, cellular component: RNA polymerase I complex; RNA polymerase III complex. Gene Ontology annotation, molecular function: protein dimerization activity; DNA binding. The transcript has 9 exons. Gene Ontology annotation, biological process: DNA-templated transcription. The record is from RefSeq and is a predicted model, not a curated record.
UUGAAGCCCAAUGGCUUAAAUGUCUGCAAGAUUGAAGGAAGGAAGAAUGCUUUUACAACCAUACUACAUCUCUGGCUGCAUACAGCAGCAGACAGCAUGAUUCUUGAAUGAAGAGUGAAAGUCUAAAACGCAUUUAGGUUUGUCAGCAAAUAUACUGAUAACUAGUUUUCCCUUGUGUCUUUGUUGUCAGUUUUCAUUUUAUCUGACGCUUGAGAGCGCCGCACUAUAGUAGAGCGAAGCUUGUGACGUCAUUGAAAACAGGAGCCAAAAUGGCAGCGACCAUGAGCAACGUGGAUGAAAUUCGGAAUAGAGUGAUAUUAGGUGAAUUUGAUAUAAAAAAUGUUCAUACAACAGAUUACCCUGGCAAUUAUCCUGGCUACGAUGACACAUGGAACUUGCAGAAAUUUCAAAAGAAUUUCAGAAUCGACGUGGUGCAAAUGGAUGAGACUUCUCUGGAGUUCGACAUGGUGGGCAUAGAUGCUGCUCUCGCCAAUGCCUUUCGAAGGAUAUUGCUUGCAGAGGUCCCCACUAUGGCUGUCGAGAAGGUGCUUAUUUACAACAACACAUCUAUCAUUCAGGAUGAGAUCCUUGCCCACAGGCUGGGCUUGAUCCCUAUCAAGGCUGACCCACGACUGUUCGAGUACAGAAGCGCAGGGGACGAGGAAGGCACAGAAAUCGACACAAUUCAACUUCAACUGAAGAUCAAAUGCACCAGGAACCCCAGAGCCACCAAAGACUCAGCUGACCCCCGUGAACUUUACCUGAAUCACAUGGUGUACUCUAAGGACAUGAAGUGGGCCCCUAUUGGGAACCAAGCUGAUGUGUUUGCAGAUGCCAACAUCGGUCCAGUACAUGGGGACAUCCUUCUGGCGCAGCUCCGGCCUGGACAGGAGCUGGAUAUAGUCAUGCACUGUGUGAAAGGCAUUGGUCAAGACCACGCCAAGUUUUCACCUGUAGCUACAGCCAGUUACAGACUCCUUCCUGAGAUCACACUAAUGGAAACAGUGGAGGGGGAGAAAGCAGAGCGACUAAAACGCUGCUUCUCACCUGGAGUCAUUGAAGUGGAGAACCAUGGGGGAAAGGUUGUUGCCAAGGUGGUGAACAGCCGCUUAGAUACCUGCAGUAGGGAGGUUCUCCGACAUGAUGACCUCAAGAAUGCUGUGAAACUUGCAAGAGUGCGGGACCAUUUUAUCUUUUCUGUAGAAUCCACUGGCAUCCUGGCACCUGAUGUCCUGGUCACAGAGGCCAUCAAAGUUCUCAUGACCAAGUGUCAGCGAUUCCUCUGUGAACUCGAUUCCACAGAGAUGGAAUAAGAGCUAUUAAGUUGGACCAAAUGGAAAUACCCACUACAGGGGUUGGAUAUAUGUGUGUGUUGAGCCGGUGUGCAACAUGCUUUGGAUAGUAGAAUACAACACCAGUUGGAAUAGCAGAACAAUGCGGGAAUGCUGAGGAUGCUUUAUUUUAGAUUAACUAGACUAUGGAUUCGUUUGUUCAAAUAUGUACCCAGCAUGACUUUGUUUGUCAUCCUCAAAUAGUUGUGCUACUUAUAUAUUUUGUAUUCUGAUUCAUGCUAAUGUCACUUGCAAAUCCUUAUGGCUCACCCAUGUCAUUAGCCAAUUUGUAGAAUUCUGCCUGAAUUCUGUCCUUUUGGGUAUACAAUAAAAAUAGGUUGAUGUCUUUACUGAAUGAAGAUGGAUUUAGAACUAAUUUGUCAAUGGCGGGAUUGUCUCUUCUCAACCAGGUGCACAGUUAUGUGUUGUGUUCUGUAUGGACAUGUUUCAUGAAACAAUAAAGGUAAAGCAUAUUACUCUAAA